Messenger RNA from Hymenoscyphus albidus, 412 nucleotides. NCBI's taxonomy places the organism in Eukaryota, Fungi, Ascomycota, Leotiomycetes, Helotiales, Helotiaceae. The record is from the annotation of a GenBank genome assembly.
AUGCUCCAAAUCGUUUCCGCAGUCAAGACCUCCACUGUGACUGAGCCGUAUCGCUCGCAUGAUGCAAAAGCAUCGUCGCCCAGUCUAUUUAGACGCAACCGAGUUUCCGAUAUCCAAAAUCCAGAGAAGGUCUCAUCCGGGUGCCGCUCGCGACUCCAGUAACUCCUGAUGCCCAUGCUAAGAUCCCAUAGAAAUACAGUAUUUCCUCAGACCCUCUUACAAUGCCUUGGUUAUUCAGUUGGUCUUCUACCCUAGCAAAACGGACUCAAUCUGGCUCGGUACCGAACCAAUACUUCAUCCAUCGAUUUACGGUAGUGGCUCCGUAUCGAACCACACUUCAUCCGUCGAUUUACGGACAGCGGAAUUUUUGAAUGGAAGAUUGGGCAUGCCGUCUUCGGCUUUCGAGUUGUAA